Molecule: messenger RNA, 2730 nt
Organism: Gopherus flavomarginatus (Mexican gopher tortoise)
Lineage: Eukaryota; Metazoa; Chordata; Testudines; Testudinidae
Gene: LINGO3
Product: leucine rich repeat and Ig domain containing 3
Exons: 3
Coding region: 261-2078 (605 amino acids)
Cellular component (GO): extracellular matrix
Molecular function (GO): protein binding
Source: RefSeq, a predicted model, not a curated record
AGUGCCCAUGGAGACACCGAGGCUCUGUCCAGGAAUGUGCUGGCUGGCCAGCCUGCUGCUCCCACAGCUCCUUGACAGCGCUGAGCCUCUCAGACACAGAUCUCACACUCACGCUGCCUGGUAAUGAAGCGAUCUGGGGCGCAAACGCCCCAUCAGUGUCUCCAGAGGGUAACAAGAAAGAACAGGUGUGUCUGCCAUUUUCCAGCCUAGUUACCAUCUCCACAAGGUGCAUGGGAGAAUGGUAGAGUGACCCUAAGAUCAUGGUCUACACAAUGACAUGUUGGUUUCCAGUCCUGGGCCUCCAUUGGAUUCUUCUGAGCACAGCCCCCAUGGAGGCCUGCCCGGCACGCUGCGAGUGCGCUCCUCAGAUCAAGUCCGUGGUGUGUCAUCGCAAACGCCUCACCUCCAUCCCCGAGGGGAUCCCCACCGAGACCAAGAUCCUGGAGCUCAGCAAGAACCGGAUCCGCUGCCUGAACCCAGGGGACCUAUCCUCUUACCCUUUGCUGGAGGAACUCGAUUUAAGCGAGAACAUCAUCGUCAGUGUGGAGCCUGGAGCCUUCAGCAACCUGUUUCACCUUCAGAUCUUGCGGCUCCGAGGCAACCAGCUCAAGCUGAUCCCUUCUGGAGUCUUCACCAAGCUGACCAAUCUCACCCUCCUGGACAUCAGCGAGAACAAAAUAGUCAUCCUGCUGGACUAUAUGUUCCAGGACCUGAGGAACUUGAAGAACCUGGAGGUGGGAGACAAUGACUUGGUGUACAUCUCCCAACGGGCUUUCUCUGGCCUCCUAGGCCUGGAGCGGCUGACCAUAGAGAAAUGCAACCUGACGGCCAUCUCGGCCGAAUCCCUUUCCUACCUCCAAAACCUGGAGGUCCUGCGGCUCCGACACCUCAGCAUCUCCGCAGUGGAAGAUGGGAACUUCAGGAAGCUCUACAAUCUCCUGCAACUGGAGAUCGACAACUGGCCGCUGCUGGAGGACAUCUCGCCCACCAGCUUCCAGGGCCUAAACCUCACGUCGCUCUCCAUCACCUACACCAACAUCACGGCAGUGCCCACGGCUGCCAUGAGGAACUUGGUGUACCUCAUGUUCCUGAAUUUGUCUUAUAACCCCAUCAGCACUGUGCCCAAGGGCUCCUUCAAGGACCUCAUCAGGCUGCGAGAGCUCCACAUGGUGGGUGCCUUCUUGGUCUCCGUGGAGCCUCAAGCAUUUGCUGGCUUGAGGCAAAUCCGCCUCCUCAACCUCUCCAACAAUUUCCUCUCCACCCUGGAGGAGAGCACCUUCCAUUCAGUAAACACGCUGGAGACACUGCGUGUGGACAGGAACCCGCUGGCCUGCGACUGCCGCCUCCUCUGGAUCCUACAGCGCCGCAAGACGCUGAACUUCGAUGGGCAGCAGCCCAUGUGCUCUUCACCCCCUGAGAUCCAGGGCAACGCCCUGCGUGACUUCCCAGACUCCAUACUCUUUGAGUACUUCACCUGCCAAAAGCCCAAAAUCAGGGACCGAAAGUUGCAGCACAUAACUGCCCGUGAAGGGCAGUCUGUCUUCUUCUUCUGCCGUGCAGACGGAGAGCCCAUUCCUGCCAUCAUUUGGGUCUCCCCUCAGCACAGGAUGAUCACCACCAAGAGCACUGGGAGAGCCACCGUCCUGCCCGGGGGCACGUUGGAAAUCCGCUUUGCCCAGGUCCAAGACAGUGGCACCUACAUUUGCAUCGCCAGCAAUGCCGGAGGCAACGACACCUAUUUUGCCACCUUGACGGUCAAGGGGCAUCCCGUGGACGGCUCCCUUUAUGCAAACCGGACCUUGUACCUCAGCGAGUUCAACGACACCUUCCACAACAACACGCAAGUCUUCUUAAAGUUUACACUGGACCUCAAGACCAUCCUGGUCUCCACGGCCAUGGGCUGCAUCACUUUCCUUGGGGUCGUGCUCUUCUGCUUCCUGCUCCUCUUUGUGUGGAGCCGGGGGCGGGGACAGCACAAAAACAACUUCACCGUGGAAUACUCCUUCCGCAAAGUGGAUGGCCCCACCACCACUGCCGGGCAGGGCAGCGCCAGGAAGUUCAACAUGAAGAUGAUCUGAGUGGCUCCAAGAGGAGGGUGGUUCCUAGUCCACUGCCUGCCGCCAAAUGGGGCCCUCCAAGGGCCUGGCAGGGGGUUGGAGCAUCCUUCCUUUGUUUUCCAAGUGAGCACUUCAUCUCGUCAGGUGGCUGCGCUUCCCUGAGGGUCGAGGCAGUAAAACUCACGGCGGAACCUAGCUGGGACAUUGGCUCGAUUUGACCACAAGGGCUUGGAAGCAACUGGGAGGAGCGAGUGUUUUUCCUCAUUGGUCUUGCCACACAACUGAACUGAGGAGAAGCAUCACUGGAAAUGGCCCCAGGUGCCUCCCGGCGGCUUAUUCUCAUUUCUGAGCACACUCCCUUUCUUUGAGCUGUUAGGACCCACCCAUGCCCAGGUCCCAGAGGACAAGAGCGGGCCAAGGAGGCAUGCACAGCCCUUGUGGGUCAGGGCCUCACAAUGAAGCUAACAUUCUUUUGUAUCAACUAUGCAUUUUUCAGACCAUGAGCAAGCAGUGUCUGGGCCCGGAGAACCGGCUUCCUUUUUUAAGAGACGAUCUGGAAUCCUUUGUCGGUUGUUGUUUAUGGUUCGUUUUUAAUUUGUUGUUUGUUUUUUUUUAAUGAAUUUCCAACAGAAGUCUUCCUGUGCGACAAAGGACUAACCCGCAGCGCAGAGCG